This is a messenger RNA of Anopheles arabiensis, 5920 nucleotides long. RefSeq names its product meiosis regulator and mRNA stability factor 1 (gene Marf1). The transcript is spliced from 11 exons. The coding region runs from base 643 to 4605 and encodes 1320 amino acids. The record is from RefSeq and is a predicted model, not a curated record. Lineage: Eukaryota; Metazoa; Arthropoda; Insecta; Diptera; Culicidae.
ACAUUGCUUCGUCGGCACUCACGGGAGCAACCCAGCUUGCUAGCAUAGUGGCCCGUAUUUUUAGGCCCGUUUCCUUUCCUAUUUUAACUCUGUAUCACCUAACUUAAGCUGCCGUUUUUUCAAUUCGUAUCCACCUGUUUUCUUCGCAACAUUCCCAUUGUCACGUGUGUGUCUCCUUUGUCCGACCGCCGAGGCGCCUGUUCGAUAGUGAUUGUUGUGCAAUUGUGUUACAGCGUCCCCGUACUACGCGCAGAGUCCCGUACGGUUGUGUGCUUUUAACCCUUCCAGUGCGACCAUUGUAAUUUCGUUCGUAGUUAGAUAGGUUAAGCCCUUGAUUUUAACCAUUUACCGUUAGCGUAUCGUGCGUCCUUUGGUUUGGACGUCUGUGUGCAGGAACCAAAUAAGUUGAAAGUUUAGUUUAGUAUCGUUUGUUGCGUGUUAGUGCAAGUCUUCCGAGACUUCUGAGCGUACGUGUGAAAGUAGGUUGUGCUGUGCGUGCGUUUAUUGUAAAGUUAUUUAUUGAACUAGAGUAGCUAGGUACGAUUUAACGUUUGCCGUUUUUUUUGAAGAGAAGAACAAGCUACUCUUGUAACAAUUUUGUGUCAUCUUGCUAAAGUGGUGCUCAACUCGUAAUUUGUGACCAUGAAUAACGGUACCGCCAACGCGUACUACGAUAUGCGAUCCUUUCCCGAUCUGGUGGUAAGCUUGGCUGCUUGGGAAAACACCAAGAUGCCCAACACGCGACAGUCCUACAAUGGGCAGGGUGGUUAUAAUACGAAGCUUUCUAAUUAUUAUCAGCAAUCUGCACCAUUUGUACCGCAAAUGUAUGGCAAUAAUCUUCAGAAGCAGCGCUAUGCACCGUACGCAAGCCGCAACUACGGCGGAGGUGUCAACGCUAACAACACCCUUAGCAACUACGGCGGUGCUACGAAUCAAAGCAACCUACCGCAGCCGCUUCUACCUCCAGCACAACAAAGCCAGCAACCACAGUCACAUUUGUCGUCCGCGUUUCAAUCCGCUAGCACCUGCUUCAGCCAGGUGCCGGUGCCGAUUAAUAAGUCGUUGAACUCGUCGCUGAACAGUAGCAGCUAUUCCGAUUCCGGUAAGAACUCCACCUUCUUCAGCAGUAAUCAGAGCGGGUGCAGCAGCCCACAUCAGAGCAACUACUCGAACGACAGUGGCAGCAUGGUCAGCACCGGUAGCAGCAGUACGAUUAACACGAGCAGUGGCCUGGGAACUUGCUCCAGUACAUCCAGCUCCUCGGUGUCGCCGGUGCCACAAGUACCACCACCGCCACCACAACCACCAUCAUCAUCAUCGCAGCCACUGUCUGCAGCACUGCUGAGUGCGAGUGUGGAUGCGUCCGAUCAGAAGGAGAUGGUAGUGCUUCAGAUUAGCAAUCUGGAUUCGUCCAUCGAGGAGCACAAGAUGCACCAGUUCUUGAUGUGUCAGCUGAAACCCAUCACUCCCGUUAUUUCGCUGACGAUUGAAAGUCCUUCGCUGGCGAAGGUUAAAGUACCCACGGCACAGUGUGCCAAACAAGUGGUUGCCAAUCUGCAUCGUAAGAAGAUUGGCCACAAGCGUAUGGUGGUUUCGUACAUCAAGGAUCCUACUUCGGCGGAAUCGUCCGCCCUGCGUUGCCAGGUGGCCGGUUUACUGAAGGAUGUCCCGUUUUGUAGCCUGCCCAUCAACCGUUUCCGUGAGCUGUUUCAAUCACGCUUCAAGUCUUCCAUUAGUGUGCUCGACCUGUACCGCAUGCAGGAUGUGUGCGUGAUAGCGCUCGAUAAGAACGAAGAGAAGCACAUCUCGCUCCAACCGGUGUUGAUCGAUACGCUGAAGAACAGUUCGCUCGUGGAGACGUCGCAGCACAGUGUCCCGUACUGUAUGUAUCACUUUAAGCAGGAGAAGGAAAAGGGCUGGGCUGAACAGGAGGUCGAACCGUUGCCAAACGUUAUGAUGACCAUUAAUCAGCUGCAGUCGCUUGUGUAUUCGCUGCUCAAGUCUCACAAGAACGACAUACCUGUGGCAAGUAUUCUGUACUGCAUCGAGCAUGAGUUGCAGGUAAAGAUUGUGCCCAACGAUAAUGGUGUGCCGAUGGAGCAUUUGCUGUGUUGCAUCCGGGGAGUACAAAUAGCGAACAAUAGUUUCGGCAUUAAAGUGCUGUCCUGGAUGGAUCACGAACAGAACUCGACCAAGGAUAACGAUGAUGCUUGGUCCGUAAAUUUGCGUUACAUGCCGAAAAGUCCAUCCAAUGAGUUCCUUCAACAGAUCUCACGCGAGGUCGUUGAGCUGAUCAAGAUGUCACCUAAAUCCACGAUGAAGUUUACACGUUUCAUUCCCGCCUAUCAUAACCACUUUGGGAAACAAUGUCGGGUAGCGGACUAUGGAUACACGAGACUGAUCGAACUGUUUGAGGCUCUCUCACCAGUCGUGCAAGUAAUGGGAGAUGGUGAAAACCGUCACAUUACCCUAACCCAUCGCACACAGAUACGCCGGUUCACGAACGAUCUGCUAAAGAUCUUGCGCAACCGAGCCAACAAGUCGAUACUGCUGUCCCAGCUGCCAAUGGUAUUCAUGCAUGCUCAAAAUCGGCCCUUCGACGUGACCGACUACGGUGUGUGCAAUCUGUACGACAUUGUGGAUGGGUUGGUGUACAGCAAUUCCAUCACGACAAAGGUACACAACGACAACGAUGUGAUGAUUUCGAUCGUCAAACGCAAACAGACUCUACCCGAGCUGGACAAGACAAGUGUAUUUGCCGGUGAAGUGGUGGAGCUGUUCCGGAAAGCGCCUCAGUUCUCGAUACUGUUUAAGAAGUUUGUUCGAUCGUACCACUAUCAUUUUGGGUAUCAGUGUCGUCUGAGCGAUUAUGGACUGUUGAAGCUAGCGGAUCUGCUUGAAGCAAUAAGCGGAAUUGUUGAGAUGGAGCAAACCAACGAUGAGGAUCGUAAGAUUUAUCUCAACUAUCAGGUUGCGCUACGUAUCUUCGCGGAGCAGGUCCAGGAGAUCAUCAAGACAUGCACUGGUAAACCGUGCACUGUCGUGCGGCUGUCGGCUAUUCUGAACAUUCACAAGAGUCAAUACGGCUAUCAGCUUCAACCGGGCUGCCUAGGAUUCAGCAAUAUGUACGACGCUAUAAAAGCUCUACCGUACACCGAAGUAUUUGAGUCUGGCGGUGAGUACAUGGUAGUAUCGCAUCUCGAAGAUCCUGCCUUUCGCAUGCGAACGUACGCCGUUUGUAUGGUGCUGACGGAGACACGCAAAGAUCGCAUUUCCCUCUCGGAGCUGGUGCGUAGCUAUCAUUUACGAUUCAAGGAGUUCCUGAACGAAAAGAAUAUUUGCAAUAUGAAACAUGCGCUGACCAUUGAAAUGGAUAAGGGCUUGCAAACGGUGUCACUGACGGCGUUGAUGAAUUUUGUCAUGCGAAUGGUGCAAGUGGUCAAACAACGACCGUCUAUCAACGUGUACGAUCUAAAACUGGCCAUGAAUGUGUCGUUAGGAACGUGCUUUGAAUUUGGAUUUCCCAAUCUGGUGUCUGUACUGAACGCUUUUUCGGACGUGUUUGUGGCUAGCAAUACUACUUUCAUCGGGGAAAAAAGUGAUAUUGAAUUAAAUCGUGACUGUAUUUUAUCUAAAUCAUUGAAUACAUUAGAAGAAAGCUCUUUCAUGAUGUAUGCAUCACAGGCUAACCUAGCUCAAAAUAACAAAAAUGUAGCCAAUGAUACUCGCUAUCCAGCUGCUCCCAUACCUUCUGGAGGUUGUUAUCCUAAAGAUCCGGCACCAUUCCGUAACAUGGUCAACACACAGUACCAGCAGCAGCGCCAUUCGGGGGGCAAUGAUUAUGCAAAUCCUUUGUUUAAAGUUCCGCAACAACCACCUGCUCCACAACCGUUGCAAGCUAUACAGCAACAUUCGAUGCAAUACAACCAACAGCAGCAAGGACCACCGAAUUCUUACUACGCAAACAAUCGCAUGCAACAGAACACGCUUCAGCACAAUAAUUACGGCAAUGGCAAUAAUCCAUCAAUGCUUUCAACAAUGGCACACGGACCAUUGAUGGGACAGCAUUCCAACGAAUUUGGCAUUCAAUUUGAUAAGGAAAACAUCCACCCGCUACCGAACGGUUAUGGUAUUCAGGGGCUAAUGGGCACGAAUAGCAAUAGUAACAAGUUUUCAUCAGCCUUUCCACAAGAUCAGCAGACAAAUGUGUUCCAGUCGCUUAAAAUGCCUGCUACCAAAGGACUAACAGAUCAAUUGGCCAUGCAUAAUCCACGAGUGCAAUGUCAAGAUAAUUGGAAGAAGAAGGGUGAACAUUUAACCGAUUUGUCGCUAUCCCGCAAAUCUAUGAUGGAUGUGGUUUCCGCGUACUGGGAGCCACCAAAACCCGAUACUCCGACAGAAAUGAAUCUUCCAUUCUGGCUGGAUCCUGUCUGGAGUGAUUCUCUACAAAACCUGGACAACAUUUCCAUGCGCUCGGAUGCCAGCAAGAUGCUUAACAUUCCUAUUCCGGAGCUGAAAACAAUCAACAAUCUACCGCCCCUGGAUACGCCACUCGCAAUGCUGUCGGAGAAACUAUCGUCAUUUUCUUUUGAUCAAGAUAAGUAGUGAUCAUGUCCCUUUCAUCCUGACAGGCAGUCGAUUGAGUCGACCACAAGCUGUCGGUGACGGUCAGGCACUCGCGCGAGACCCUCACAAACGCGGGCGAUAUCCUUUUCUUGGAGAUUGAUCGACUGCUUUCCCUUUCGGUCAUGGGUUAAAGCUUCACCCCGGCCCGGCAAGGAUCAUAAUCCUGUUUGCCAUUGGAAGGAUUUCCGAGGAGAUCGAUUUUCCGAAAGGGAUAUAUUUCACUGGAAGUUGAAUUGUUCGUGGAAACGAUAGUAUAGCAUCAACGAGGUAAUUCCUACGAUGCUGCAUCAGCCCUAUUACGCUUAAGUAUCAUAAAGUACCUUUCAGGCCCUGUGUGAAGGACUCGAUAUUAUUUAAGUUUAAAUUGAUCGUAACGUUAAAUUUAUUCAUCGCCUAGGGAGAAAAGAGACAGUGGGCCAAUUAAGCGAACCUGAUUCACAUUACUCAGAUCGGGAGCGGUGCAAGCACCAAAGAAAGCUCACCAAAACUCGUACAAUUUCUAGUAUUUGUGACUAUUGGAGAAGAAACUGGAGGGAUGUUACGAAGUCCGAAGGAGUGCGACAUUGUACCACAACAAACCAUUGUAAUGCAUAACCCUUGUACAAUGGAACAAUCUUGAUUCCGGAUCGCUUUUCUGGUCAAAAGCGAGCAACAGUGCUGGAGAGCCAAGAUUAGCCAAGUAAAUCAAACAAACAAUGUCCCCUUAUCGGUAACGGCAGGAGUGAGCAGCAGCAAAUGAGCCGCGAAACAACAGGAACGAAUUUACAUUCGUGAAAAACACACAGCAAGAAAAGUGCGCAAGUGAAGCUCCCGUGUGCCCGAUGCCGUCGAGGCUUUUAGCAAUUAUCAUAGCUUUAUGUGAAACAAUUUUAACCGUCAUAAUUAAUAAUUUAUUAUUCGGCCAUAAAGAGAAAGGUGUGAUUGUUACCCGUUAGCGAGUGUUUCUGCAUGUUAUCGAUUUUAUCGACGCAUUGUUUCUGUUAUUAAAAGAUUUUAAUCGUUGAGCUGGGGUUGUGCAAUAGCUCGCUAGUUUGUAAGCAAAAGGUGAGGAUAAUUUUUAGUUAAAAAAAGGCUAGGCCAUAUCCAAUGGCAGGUUCGUUCGCCAAUUGUAUUGAUUGCAUGCAUAAACGUUAUUUUGUAGAUUUAAUCGAUUGCUGCGCGAGUGCCAUGUUUAUGAACAAUCAGUUGUCCUUACAAAACACGUCAUGUUUGCUUGUGCGAGGCCUUCAAACCUAAGCUAGUAUUAAGUUCCACCGUUGUUAAUGUACUUAAUAAAUUUUCUGUUCUUCUGUAA